CGCUGACCGCCCGCCGCGCCGCCUCCCGCCCGCCACGUUUAGCCGCCAAAUUUGAAAUCCGAACGCGAAGUCAAAUUAGCAAAAAGUUUUUCGCAGUCAAGGACGAACUUUUUUGAUGCAGUGAUUUGGAUUGAGGUUUUAUUUCAAACAUAAAUAUAGACGAUUUUAAAGUUUUGUUAUAACGAAAUUUAAGUGAGUGGAGAGAGUUCGUUUAAAAACAAAAUGUGAUUGUAGUAAAUAUUUAAAAAGACCUAAGUAAGAAUACUUGCUGGACUAGUACAAAGUGACAUCUUGAUUUAUGAAAUCACUAGCCGAGGCAGAAGUGGCAGGGGAGAUGACCUCGGGGGGAGCGGCCCGGGUCUCGGGCUGAGCUAUGGCGCGCUCUCGCCUCGUCGCCUGUCUCUUUACGGCACAUUUUCUCUGCUGCAUCAAUGUGUGCAUGCCGGACGGAGGGGAGAGCCGGCCGCGCGACCAGAGUACGGUCUCCGAGUCGUCCAAGCGGUUCCGAGCGGAGUUCCUGGAGGACUGGCCGCAGCUCCCAGGGGAGCCCUACUUCGACCCGACCACCCCCGUCAACGUCACCGGCCUCGUCGGACACCCCGUCACGCUGCUGUGCAAAGUGAAGAACUUGCAGAAUAGAACGGUAUCAUGGGUGCGGCACCGCGACAUCCACCUGCUGACGGUGGGGCGCUACACGUACACCUCGGACCAGCGCUUCGAGGCGCAGCACAAGCCGCGCAGCGAGGAGUGGGCGCUGCGCAUCCGCAGCCCGCAGCGCCGCGACUCCGGCCAGUACGAGUGCCAGAUAUCCACCACGCCGCCCAUAGGCCACGCGGUCUACCUCAACAUUGUCGAACCAGAAACGGAGAUCCUUGGUGGGCCUGACCUGUUCAUCUACGCGGGGUCCACGAUAAACUUGACAUGUAUCGUGAGGCACACUCCCGAGCCCCCCACCUCCAUCACCUGGACACAUCGAGGGAAGGCGAUUAACUUCGACUCGACCCGUGGGGGCAUCUCGCUGGUGACAGAGAAGGGCACCCACAGCAGCAGCCGUCUGCUGGUGCAGUCGGCGCGGACCUCGGACGCCGGCGCCUACGUGUGUGGGCCUGACAACGCGCAGACCGCCACGGCUAAGGUCCAUGUGCUUACUGGAGAGACCCCGGCGGCCAUGCAGGGGCGCGGGCAGCAGUGGGCGGCGCGCUGGCAGCUCUCGGCACUUCUACUCAUUGUGUGGUCCACGUACACACAUAUAGCGGACAUCACACUUUAUUGUCACUCUUAGAAAUAUUCUUAUCUAUCUUACUAUAAGUAUAAGUACAAUAUCUGUAUGAUUUUUUCAACAAUAAAAUAAAUGAAAUAAGUUGUGGUUGACUCCUGAUAUGGUAAGGUCUUAUAUUUGUUCUUCUUUCUUUAUAUAUUUCAGUUCUUACACCAGAUUGUUUGAGUUAAACUUUGUUUAAAAUACUUUAGGUACAUAAAUACUUUGAAUCAUUGAAAUUUAAUUGGAUUGAAGAAGUGGUGCAUUUUAUUACAGACCCUCAUAAAUAUUAUUAAUUAUAAGAAAUAUCUAAAUUGCGAAUUGACCAAACACAAAAUCUUUAUGCAACAAAAGGGCGUUUAAGAUUUCAGACAAAGUGCCAGUAAUAGUUAAAUUAAAUAAGAACUUGAUCUUACAUAAUAUUCUCUUCCAUUCACGAUCUAAAUAAGUCUUACGAGACCGACUUCUAUCCCGGUCUGUAGUGACGGACUCCAAUUUUCCACUACAUUAACAACACAAGACAGUAUUAUGGACAUACAUACCCACUUAUAAGACGAACGAGUAUACUGUCCUUACAUAUUGCGUCGUAAAAGUUAGUUAAAAUGAAACUUGUACCACGACAAAUAGUAUAUUUUAGUAGAGAGUAACCAACGAAGCACAAACGAAACAAAAUAUUACUGGCUGCUUUUGUUAAUAUAUAUCGGUAUAUUAAUAUUUUUGUGUUGAUGAUUGAUCCAGAUGAUACAUUAAAAUUCAAGAUGGCUUAAAACUUUUAUGCAAAUGUUUUUUUUAAACUUCUACUUAGAUAUAAGUUUAUAUAAUUGUAAAUAUAAUAGAUUUAAUUCAUACUAUUUAAUACAAUAACUAAUAAGCUAAUACUAUGAGAAACAUCGAUUACAUUGUGCAUUGAUUCCAUCAUAUUGUAAUAAACCUAUAA
This is a messenger RNA of Plutella xylostella (diamondback moth), 2195 nucleotides long. RefSeq names its product zwei Ig domain protein zig-8. Gene Ontology annotation, cellular component: neuron projection membrane. The record is from RefSeq and is a predicted model, not a curated record. NCBI's taxonomy places the organism in Eukaryota, Metazoa, Arthropoda, Insecta, Lepidoptera, Plutellidae. Gene Ontology annotation, biological process: synapse organization.